Messenger RNA from Saccostrea cuccullata (small rock oyster), 1082 nucleotides. Its product is annotated as myb-like protein J. Bases 62 to 907 code for a protein of 281 amino acids. The record is from RefSeq and is a predicted model, not a curated record. The transcript has 2 exons. Lineage: Eukaryota; Metazoa; Mollusca; Bivalvia; Ostreida; Ostreidae.
GAAGUUAAAUAAGAGGCUUAGAAGAUUAUCUCUCAAACAAGGAUACCAAACGUAGCAAAAAAUGAAAUCCGGAACAUUUUUCUUUUUGGUGCUUCUGAAUUUGUCCUGUGUUUAUGCAACCUACAAAGUUUAUUAUUUCCCUCCAACGAAAAACUACAAGAAGAAAUGGAUUAAAUCCAACCUCUCAAAAAUGCAGACACCUUCUACAAUGUCAUCAUCUUCUGUUUCUAACACUGGAACUAUAAUGACAAAUGGGAUGCCUAUUUCAAACACUAUGUCCAUGUUGUUUAGUCCAGGCCAAAACAGCAUCUUCCCUGCUAUGGCAAACUCUGUCAUACGUGAUAGGACGUCAUCAACGCUCAACAGAGUAGCCAAUCCUACAAGAAUGACUGCUCCGAUGAUGUCUGCAAUGGCAAAUCCAAUGAUUUCCACAAUGACAAAUCCAAUGAUUUCCACAAUGACAAAUCCAAUGAGUUUAACAAUGACACAUCCAAUGAUUUCUACGAUGACAAACCCAAUGAGUUCAAUGAUAACAAAUCCAAUGAGUCUCUCAAUGGCAAAUCCAAUGACAAAUCCAAUGAUGUCCACGAUGUCAAAUCCAAUUUCUUCAACGACAAAUCAGAUGAGGCCAAUGAUGACCUCUCCAAUGAUGUCGAUGACAAAUAAUCCAAUGAUGUCAGUGAUGAAUAAUAGGAUGAUGACUGGAACCUCAAAUUCGAUGACAGGAAGAAAUAAUGCGUUGGUUAACUCCAUGACUCCCACCACCCGGCCUGAAUCAGCAUUGCGUGUUCCAAGUGCAGACGAGAUACUGAGUUCCGCUAUGAUGGAAGUCGUUGGACAGUCUACCAUGCAAUCCUCCCUAGCGGGAAAUAAACUCAGUAGGUUUUUCGGAUCAAGCUAUUUUUGAACAUAGAUACGCAGUUACUGUGUUUUUAUUAAAGUUUCAACUUUAUUAAAGUCUAUGUUCAUUAUCAUUUACAGGUGCUAAAUCCGGUGAAAAUCCUAAAAACAAUAUAACUGGAACCAGUUGUUAAAUUUUUCGUCUUAAUGCGAGAAUAAAUUUGCUAUAAAUUCUUUUAUAA